Molecule: messenger RNA, 489 nt
Organism: Ascoidea rubescens DSM 1968
Lineage: Eukaryota; Fungi; Ascomycota; Saccharomycetes; Ascoideales; Ascoideaceae
Exons: 1
Coding region: 1-489 (162 amino acids)
Biological process (GO): post-transcriptional tethering of RNA polymerase II gene DNA at nuclear periphery; RNA export from nucleus; protein import into nucleus
Cellular component (GO): nuclear pore cytoplasmic filaments; nuclear pore
Molecular function (GO): structural constituent of nuclear pore
Source: RefSeq, a predicted model, not a curated record
AUGGGCUUAUUUGGAAAUGCAAAUAACACCAAAUACACUACUAGUGGAACACCCCUAAAACCAUUUGAAUCUUUUAAUGAAAAAGACGUAACAGGCCCAACUAACAUAUUUCAAAGUAUUACUGCAAUGCCGGAAUACAAAAACUAUUCUUUUGAAGAAUUAAGAUUUCAAGAUUACUCUCAAAAUAGAAGAUUUGACACAGAUAACAAUCCGAAUUCAAUUUUUGGCUCAGGGAAUAAUUCAUUUUCUAAUACUCUAUUCAGCAAUAACAAUAAUAACAGCACUGUUUUUAGCUUCUCGAAUAAUACAACUAGCGGUGACUUAUUUGGAAACUCAAACAAUAAUACCGGUGGUUUAUUUGGGGACAAUAACAAUUCAGCUUUUGAUUCAUUUGGUAAUAAUAAUAAUAAUAAUAAUAAUAAUAAUAAUAAUAAUAAUAAUAAUAAUAAUAUCGCCUCAAAUAAUUUGUUUUGGCGGUUCAAAUACUAA